This is a messenger RNA of Eleginops maclovinus (Patagonian blennie), 1590 nucleotides long. It is a transcript of the gene metap1d, whose product is annotated as methionyl aminopeptidase type 1D (mitochondrial). NCBI's taxonomy places the organism in Eukaryota, Metazoa, Chordata, Actinopteri, Perciformes, Eleginopidae. The record is from RefSeq and is a predicted model, not a curated record. Gene Ontology annotation, biological process: proteolysis. Gene Ontology annotation, molecular function: metalloaminopeptidase activity. Gene Ontology annotation, cellular component: mitochondrion. The transcript is spliced from 10 exons. The coding region runs from base 74 to 1105 and encodes 343 amino acids.
UAGUGCAAGAGCGUGAACCUUAGUAUUCGUGUGGCACGUCACUUCCGUACCACAUGACCAUCCAUAAAAAUCCAUGGCGGCGCACUGUUCUGCACGACUUGCAACAAGAGCAGCAGGCCUGGGUGGUUUUCUGCAGAGGGUUUGCUCUUUAAGAAGCUGUGGAAUUCCCACAGCCCUACUGUGUCAGCAACAUCGCCACCUCUUCUGGAGGAAGUGGAAAAGUUCUCAAAAUGUAGUUCGCCCAGCUACUGUUCGACCUGCCUAUGCAGUACCUAAGCACAUUGUGCAGCCUGUCUAUGUAGCUAGUGGGCUCGUCCCGGAAUGGCCAGACUACCUAGAAAUAAAAGACCAAGAGCAGAUUGAUGGCCUCGCCAGAGCGUGUCAGUUGGCCAGACAUGUACUGCUCCUAGCUGGACGCAGCUUGAGGGUAGGUAUGACAACAGAUGAAAUAGACUUCAUUGUGCACCAAGAGACGAUCAAGCACAACGCCUACCCAUCCCCCCUCAGAUACGGGGGUUUUCCCAAGUCAGUCUGUACUUCUGUGAACAACGUGAUCUGCCACGGGAUACCUGACAGUCGGCAACUGGAGGACGGAGAUAUCAUCAACGUUGAUGUCACUGUGUAUUUAGAGGGUUACCAUGGUGACACCUCAGAGACCUUCUUGAUUGGCCAGGUGGACGAGGUCGGGCGGCGAUUGGUGGAAACUGCCAGGCGCUGCCGAGACGAAGCCAUCGCUGCCUGCAAGCCGGGUGCACAGCUCUGUGUUAUAGGAAACACUAUCAGUGAAGUCGCGCAUGCCAGUGGCUUCCAUGUGUGCCCUUAUUUCAUUGGACAUGGAAUAGGUUCCUACUUUCAUGGCCAUCCUGAGAUUUGGCACCACGCAAAUGACAAUGAUAUGGUGAUGGAUGAAGGGAUGUCUUUCACAAUAGAGCCCAUACUGAUGGAGGGGUCUGCAGAGUUCAGGAUACUGAAGGACAAGUGGACUGCAGUUUCUACAGACAAUAAAAGGUCGGCUCAGUUUGAACACACGGUGGUCAUCACAUCUGACGGGGUGGAUAUUCUCACCAAACUGCCAGAAGAAGAAAUUCUAGACUUGAAUAAAUGAGACUGCUCACGCCAACAAGUUAGGAAUUUGUUUACCUCAAAAAGAUCACAUGGUGAUUCACCUGGACAGUUAACGCCUCUACCUGUAAAAUGUAUGAAAAAUAUUUGUUUUCUUAUUUUGCUUGUAUUUAUUAAGUAAGGACAACACGUACAGUAUCUGUAUUUUUAGUUAGGGUGUUUUUUUCACCCUAGGUUUUAGCGUACACAGAGAUAAAGUGGCUACUGGUGCAUCGUGUUACCCCAGCAGAGAUCUAUGCAUGUCUUGAGUGUUAGAACUGUCACUUUUAGAAACCCCAUUUGUCAGUCUGUUCUAUUGCUAUCCAUCAGCAGCUGACCAGCUGAUACAUUGGACAAUGGAAGUUGAUAAUGAUUUGUGACAAUUGAGAGGGACUUAAAUGGAAACAACCCGAGUAAUGCCUUGGUGUUGAUGUCUAAAAUCCAAAUUCGCCCGUUCACUUAAGAAAUUAAAGACUUGCAUCAACCAAA